AUGGUUCUCUCUGUCGCCGUCUCCACCUUCAUUCCUCUCAUCAUCACCAUCGCCUUCUCUCCAACCGCGUCACCUCCUGCUAAUCGCUCGCAUUUCCAACCUCGACCGGUUCGAUUCGGGAUAUGUCCGGUUCGGUGCUGCUUGGCCCGGCCGAGCUUGGACACGACGUCGGUUCCGACCGUGGGUCAGGUGACGGAGGUGAACAAGGACACCUUUUGGCCGCUCGUUAAGGGGGCAGGAUCGAAGGUUGUGGUUCUUGAUAUGUACACUCAAUGGUGUGGCCCUUGUAAGGUUAUUGCUCCUAAAUUUCAAAAGUUGUCUGAGAAAUACCAGGAUGUUGUAUUCAUGAAGCUCGACUGCAAUCAAGAAAACAAGGCUUUGGCAAAAGAGCUGGGUAUCAAGGUCGUUCCGACCUUCAAGAUUCUCAAGGACAGUAAGGUGGUAAAGGAAGUAACGGGGGCCAAAUUUGACGAUCUAGUUUUUGCUAUUGAUACUGUAAAGUCAAGCUCAUAGGCUGGUUCCAUUGCCAUUUUAAUAGGGUUCUGAGUUUCAAGAAAUAUUAAAAUGAUAACCCUAAUAAAGGGAUAUACAAAUAUUUGUAACUGUCAUUUUAUUGUUUUCGGUUAAUAAAUAUAGCACUGUUACCGUCGCAAAA
This is a messenger RNA of Asparagus officinalis (garden asparagus), 655 nucleotides long. Its product is annotated as thioredoxin F2, chloroplastic-like. The record is from RefSeq and is a predicted model, not a curated record. The transcript is spliced from 4 exons. Lineage: Eukaryota; Viridiplantae; Streptophyta; Magnoliopsida; Asparagales; Asparagaceae. Bases 1 to 513 code for a protein of 170 amino acids.